AUGUUGGAAGGUUUUUCCUUCACUACUAUGCAACUUAUUAUUAAAAGAAGGAGAGAAAACCUAAAAGAGUUAGAUGUGGAAAUAAAUAAAUGUCAGGAUGAAAUCCUGAAUGCGUUAAAUCAGGAAGAAUUUGAUUGCAUAACACAGGAGAUUAAGGAUAAUUUGGAUAAAGUAGAGAGAGGGGUAGUAGAAAUAAAGAAAAAUAAAUAUUUGAGGGAUAAAAGAGAUUAUAAAAACAAACAAGUAAGAUCCUUUUCUAAGCAUCAAGGACAAUUUAGAGAUGAGAACUAUAGGGAGAUGGACAAAUAUAAAAAUUUGAGACAAAAUUUUCCUCUUUAUACUCAAUAUGAACCCAGAUAUAGGCAAAAUCCUAUACCUCAAAGAACCUAUAAAGAUGUUCUGGAGAAAAAACAGACUGAGAGGAAGGUGGAAAAUAAAUAUGAAAAGAAAGAAUGGAGGAACAAUUAUGAAUAUAAACCUUACUUUAGAUCUCGGAGAGUUAGUUUUAGAGAUAAACGAAGGGAUGGAAAUGAAAGAAGGAGCAAUAGAUUACAGGGGGAGAGAGAAAGGAUUUCUGAUCAGUCCCCCUAUUACGAGAGAACUACACAGAGGAGAGAUAGAGAAAGACACCAGCCCCAAACCAGAGAACCCUUAAGAGUGUAUAAUCAGUAUCAAGCCUUGGAGAAUAGAGAAGGGGAACAGGAUUUUUGGAGGAGUCGAAUUAUAGAAAGACACAAGGAAGAACAAAGGAGAGAUUUUCCCCCAAACCUCAAGAGACGAAGGUAUUCGUUUCAAGAGGAAAGAGAGGAGGAAAAUCAGUCAAAGAAAGACAAGAGAGAAAGGAAAGAAAAAGAUUAG
Messenger RNA from Pelobates cultripes (western spadefoot toad), 858 nucleotides. The record is from the annotation of a GenBank genome assembly. NCBI's taxonomy places the organism in Eukaryota, Metazoa, Chordata, Amphibia, Anura, Pelobatidae.